GUCUCUCGGCAUCAUAGUUCAGUGCUCAGUUCCCGACUGUCAUGGCGUCUGCAUCUGCUAUAGGGAAACUCUCGCGGGAGGAAUUUCGCCGUCAGAAGGAUUUGGAGGCUGCACGAAAGGCUGGUACGGCCCCCGCAGCCCUCGACGAGGAAGGCAAACCCAUCAAUCCUCACAUUCCCCAGUAUAUCUCGCAAGCGCCAUGGUAUCUGGACACCGGGGCACCCUCACUUAGUCAUCAACGUCGGCCAGCCGCUACCAAGCCACCCAACGAGAUCGACAGCUGGUAUGACCGUGGUGCACGGGCAGGACCUGCUGCUAAGAAGUACCGAAAGGGAGCUUGCGAGAAUUGCGGCGCAAUGACACACAAGAAACAGGAUUGUCUUGAGCGUCCACGGAAGAAAGGUGCCAAGUACACGAACAAAGACAUUCAGGCGGACGAGAUUAUUCAAGAAGUACACACUGGAUACGAUGCGAAAAGAGAUAGAUGGAACGGGUAUGACCCGGCAGAACAUAAGAGGAUCUACGACGAGUUUGAAGCACUCGAGGUAGCGCGGACAAAAAACAGAGAAGAGGAGAUCGACAAGCAAACGGCAACCGAUCUUGCUGCCGCAAGAAAAGUUGCGAAGGCGGGGAAGGAGAAAAAGGAUGCAGACCCUGACUUUGGUUCCAGUGAUGAAGAAGACGCAGACGAGGACAAGUACGCUGAUGCUGCUGAUGCCGUGGGUCAGAAACUGGACACAAAAACUCGGAUUACUGUUCGCAAUCUGCGCAUCCGAGAAGAUACCGCCAAGUACCUAAUCAACCUCGAUCCAGAGAGUGCCUACUACGACCCCAAAACGCGUUCCAUGCGUGAUGCUCCUUUAAAAAAUCUCCCACCAGAAGAGGCUAAAUUUGCCGGUGAAAACUUCUUCCGGUAUUCUGGUGAAGCUCCCCAAGUCCAGCAACUCCAGCUCUUCGCAUGGCAAGCUGCUCAGAGAGGGAAUGAUAUCCAUCUCAAUGCCGCUCCGACACAGGGUCAACUGCUGCAUGAAGAGUAUGAAGAGAAGAAGGAAAAGAUGAGGGAUAUCAAUAAAGUCAGCGUACUUGCAAAAUAUGGUGGAGAGCAAUAUUUGGAACGCGCACCAAGAGAGGUGUUGGACGGCCAAUUCGAAAAUUACGUCGAGUAUUCUCGGACUGGUCAAGUUAUCAAGGGGAGAGAGCGAGCCAAAGCGCGCUCCAAGUACCCCGAAGAUGUCUACAUCAACAAUCACACAGCGGUUUGGGGAUCGUGGUACGACCUUGCAAGCGGGAGCUGGGGCUACGCAUGCUGUCAUUCAAGCACUCAUAUUUCGUACUGUGCAGGCGAGGCUGGAAAGCAGGCCACUCAAGCGUCGACUGCGCAAGCUUUACUCGCAUCAUCAUCAGGGCUGGGUAGCUCUUCAGCCCCCGAUGAACAGACGGAGACGCUCAAAGCACCAACAGAACAGAACUACUCGAAGAAACGAGUUGGGGAGGGUGACAUUGCUAUAGACAAAGAGCGACUAGCCCAUGCCUUGGCUGAGGAGAAAAAGAGGAAGGCGUGGGGAGGCGAUGAGGAUCGCUACAACAAAAGGAAGAGGGGAGAGAUCGGCACCCAUGACGUGACGGAGGAAGAGCUUGAGGCUUAUCGGAUGACCCGCCUCAAAGCAGACGACCCAAUGGCAAACUAUGUAGACAACGAGCAUACAUAUUAGGCUUCAGAUUGUCUUGGCCAUUUCUUUGCAUUUUUACCACUAUUUGUUGCUCCAUUCACGUAUGUACUGUACCAUUAGCUCCUCAAAGGUGCCAUUUCCAGCGGCAUUAGUGUUUGGUCAC
Messenger RNA from Pisolithus orientalis, 1833 nucleotides. Its product is annotated as Pre-mRNA splicing Prp18-interacting factor-domain-containing protein. The record is from RefSeq and is a predicted model, not a curated record. Gene Ontology annotation, biological process: mRNA splicing, via spliceosome. The transcript is spliced from 6 exons. Bases 42 to 1712 code for a protein of 556 amino acids. Gene Ontology annotation, cellular component: spliceosomal complex. Lineage: Eukaryota; Fungi; Basidiomycota; Agaricomycetes; Boletales; Pisolithaceae. Gene Ontology annotation, molecular function: pre-mRNA 3'-splice site binding.